Arachis ipaensis is the source of this 2443-nucleotide messenger RNA. Its product is annotated as 5'-AMP-activated protein kinase-like protein. The record is from RefSeq and is a predicted model, not a curated record. Lineage: Eukaryota; Viridiplantae; Streptophyta; Magnoliopsida; Fabales; Fabaceae.
AUAUGUGUUGAGGUGCAAGAAUAACGAAGUGUUGAAGGCAUGGACAAAAGAAUGAUGAUGAUUGAUGAGAAAUUGAGAACAGGCACAGUGGCAGUAUUGUAAAUAAAUAGAAAAAAGUAGUGUGUGUGUGAAGCGUGAUUCAUCAUCAUCUUCUUCAUCCGUUGUGUGUCCGUUUCUUGUUCAACUCAGAACUCAGAACUCAGAACUCAUAACUCAGAAGAAGAGGAAAUGGCGACACUUCCCUUCUUCCCUUCCUUAAUUCCUUCUUCUUCUUCUUCUUCUUCUUCUUCUUCUUCUAACAACCUUCACCUACUUCAUCAUUCCUCAACUGCACACUUUCACCUUCACGCUUCUUCUUCUUCUUCUUCGGUUUCUGCUACUACGAAGCACAACACUAAAACCACAAGGACUCGCAGGAGAAGUCGGAGGCUCAAAACCGACGCCGAGAUCUGCAACGAUAUCCGAGAGUUCCUCGCCUCCGUUGGCCUUCCACACCACCAUGUUCCCUCCACCAAGGAGCUCCUCAGCCACGGAAGGAACGACCUGGCAAACAUUGUCAGACGGAGGGGACAUAAACAAAUUGAGGAGCUUCUCACGAGUUCAUUCAAUGCCAAUCUUGAUUCCGAAACCUCUGUCGAUGAGAGACCGGAUUCUGCUGAUGAUUGCCGAGGUCUAUUGACAGGUCAGAAUGGGAAUGUGGACAAUUUGGUUGAUGAUGUAACGCCAUCAACUGAAGUUUAUUCCGGGAAUAAUUCUGGUAGUUUGGACAUUGAUUCGACUAAAAGUUUAGAUGAAUGUACUUCCACCCCUGUAGAAUCCUCUGCAAAUCCAAUGAUGGAUAAUGGCAUUAGUGAGCUGACAGAUCACAUUGAAGUGGUCGACCCUGUAGAGGAGGGUUAUUUCUACCACGCUGAAGUGGCUGUUUCAGAUAAUGAUUUCAGUAGUUCAAGGGAAGGCCUUUCUGCUAACUUCAAUAAUCAAAGUUCCAUCAUGCCUCUAGAAAUUUCUGGUGAACAACCAUUUGGGUCAGAGUAUUCUGAAAAUUCGGAGAGUGAGCAUAGUUUAGUGGGAAAAACAGUUGGAGACAUAAACUUACCCUCCCCAGUUCUUUCCAUGGAAAACCAUUACAGUAGUUCAUUUAAUGAUUCCGAGACUGUUGACACUGAAGAGUACACGUGUGAAUUAGAAGCUUUAGAUGACAGCAAUAACAAUACUGCUGAAGAUGUUCCCUCAUUCUUUGAAGUUUCUACUAUGGAAAACCUAUCUGUUGAGAACCAAGGUGAUUCAGCUCAUUCUUCUGGGAGCAGUUCCAUAAAUGUAGACUCUUUGGCCAACUUGUCUUUGGAGGAAAAGGCUGCAAAUUUUAUUCAGAAUGGAGAUUUAGAUCCAGUUGAAGGUAUCCUUCCACCUGAAGACAAUAAUUCUAUGGCACAUAAUGGGAGCUCAUUGACAUCCCAGCAUGUUGUUCGAUCUGGAACAUCGAAUCAGCUCUUUGGGGAUGAGCAGAUGCAGCAUGUGGAUCUAACUACAAAUUCUGAUGAAGAUUUGGAUGCUGAGGUUUCAAACGUGCCAAAUCAAAGCGAGAUAAACUAUCUCAAGUUCAUGCUGUAUCAGAAGGAGUUGGAGCUGUCUCGGCUGAAGGAACAGAUCCAGAAGGAAAAGCUUGCUUUGUCUGUCCUACAAACCAAGGCAGAGGCAGAAAUUGACAAAGCCAGAAAAGUUAUAUCUGAAAAAGAUGCAGAGUUACACGAUGCUGAAGAAAGUCUUACGGGUCUCAAAGAGGUUCAGCUCGAGUUCUGUGGCGAUGCUGAGGUUGUGGAGGUUGCCGGUAGCUUCAAUGGUUGGCAUCACCGAAUCAAACUGGAUCCUCACCCGUUGGCUAGUGCCGUAGACUAUGGUGGAUCAAGGAAAACACGUUUUUGGUCAACAACGCUGUGGCUUUAUCCUGGCGUGUAUGAGAUAAAAUUUGUUGUUGAUGGCCACUGGAGAUUAGAUCCUCAACGGGAGUCUGUAUCAAGAGGUCACAUAUGCAACAACAUUCUAAGAGUAGAUAAAUGAAGCAUUUUAGCUGGUCACAAAAGCUACAUGUAUAUACAAAAAGGGUACAUAAAAUGAAGACACUCUUUGCUGUGAAUUUCUGAACAAUCACUGACAGCAAUAUGGACAAAAGGGGGACACAACUGACAAGCAUGCGAAUGAGCAGAGAAUUUUGAUCGUGUAUCUUAAUACAUACUAGCUAAACGCAGUUUGUACAUUCACUUUAGGUCUAUUAGAAAGAUUAAGACAUCACAUCAUCGCGGACUAUGCAUGAAUUUCUUAGGAACUAGGUUUAGUUUGGAAGAGUCUUGGCUCCAAUUUUAUGCGCCAUCGUCAUUGUAUCAGACUAUCAAUCAAUUAGAAGAAAAUGUAGCUUCCUUUUCUUUUUAAUCCUACUUUUCCUUCA